AUGAGUGCACCCGACGGUGACGACGCGCAAUCUGCUUAUGGCGACAACGCAGGAGGUCCCGGUGCACCCACCCCGCUGACGGCUCUAGAGGGCGUAGCCGGUCUGACGGCACGCGACGUCAAGCUUGUCAUUGAUGGCGGCUUCAAUACAGUGGAAUCCGUUGCUUACACGCAAGUAUGCUCCUCUCGACUGAUCCUCCGUGCAGCAUCCAAGCUCGUGCCCAUGGGCUUCACCACUGCAACAGAGAUGCAUCAGAGACGGUCAGAACUCAUCUCAAUAACAACAGGGUCAAAGCAGCUUGAUACACUAUUAGCGGGAGGUAUAGAAACCGGCUCUGUCACAGAAAUUUUUGGAGAGUUUCGGACCGGAAAAUCUCAGAUAUGUCACACGCUUGCUGUAACAUGUCAAUUGCCAUUCGACAUGGGUGGUGGCGAAGGAAAGUGCCUGUACAUUGAUACAGAAGGUACUUUCCGGCCAGCGUCCAGUAUGAUGUGCGAAACACGAUUCUCACUACUAGUCGUAGACUCGGCGACAUCACUCUACCGUACUGACUUCUCCGGCCGUGGCGAGCUUUCUACAAGACAAACACAUCUUGCAAAAUUCAUGCGGACAUUGCAACGCCUAGCUGACGAGUUUGGCAUCGCGGUCGUCAUCACUAACCAAGUAGUGGCCCAGGUCGACGGAGGACCCAGUGCUAUGUUCAAUCCUGAUCCAAAGAAACCCAUUGGAGGCAACAUCAUUGCUCACGCUAGUACAACACGUCUAAGCUUGAAGAAAGGACGAGGUGAGACAAGAAUAUGCAGGAUUUACGACAGUCCUUGCCUGCCUGAAAGUGAUUGCAUGUUUGCAAUAACAGAGGAAGGCAUUGCAGAUCCUGCACCGAAGGAUCUUGAGAAGGACUGA
Bacidia gigantensis is the source of this 903-nucleotide messenger RNA. RefSeq names its product RecA recombinase Rhp51 (gene RHP51). Gene Ontology annotation, cellular component: condensed nuclear chromosome. Gene Ontology annotation, molecular function: ATP-dependent DNA damage sensor activity; single-stranded DNA binding; ATP hydrolysis activity. Gene Ontology annotation, biological process: mitotic recombination; DNA recombinase assembly; DNA repair. Bases 1 to 903 code for a protein of 300 amino acids. Lineage: Eukaryota; Fungi; Ascomycota; Lecanoromycetes; Lecanorales; Ramalinaceae. The transcript has 4 exons. The record is from RefSeq and is a predicted model, not a curated record.